This is a messenger RNA of Apis mellifera (honey bee), 1377 nucleotides long. It is a transcript of the gene ND-39, whose product is annotated as NADH dehydrogenase [ubiquinone] 1 alpha subcomplex subunit 9, mitochondrial. Lineage: Eukaryota; Metazoa; Arthropoda; Insecta; Hymenoptera; Apidae. Gene Ontology annotation, cellular component: mitochondrion. Gene Ontology annotation, molecular function: protein-containing complex binding. The record is from RefSeq and is a predicted model, not a curated record. The transcript has 7 exons. Bases 105 to 1310 code for a protein of 401 amino acids.
UAUUUAAUUUUUUAUUCAAAAAUAUUAACCUAACAAUAAGUUAACCUAUAUAAAAACGAAUAUAUAUAAGUACUUUUAGCUCUCUAUUAUUUACAAGACAACAAAUGACAAACAUGGCGACUUGGAUUCCUAAAGUCAUACGUACGAUAAGGAAUCAAAAUGUAUAUUCUGCCAGUUAUACAAUACAAAAUAAUUAUUCAUCAGAACCAAGAAUUAUUAAAAAUCCUACUACAGCCAGCUUAAAAAGAGGUACUGGUGGUCGUAGUUCAUUUAAUGGCAUAGUUUGCACAGUAUUUGGGUGUAGUGGUUUUAUUGGAUCUUCAUUAUGUAUUAGAUUGGGAAAGAUUGGAACCCAGCUUAUUCUUCCACACAGAUGUGAUCAUUAUCAUAUUCGAGAAUUAAAAGUGGGUGGAGAUCUUGGACAAGUUCUUUACCAUCCAUUUGAUCUUAGAGAUGAAGAAUCCAUAAUCAGAACUAUAAAAUAUUCUAAUGUUGUUAUUAACUUAAUUGGUUCAAAUUAUGAGACAAGAAACUUUAGUUUUGAGGAUGUACAUGUAGAAGGAGCAAGAACAUUAGCCAAACUUGCUAAGCAAUGUAAUGUGGAACGUUUCAUUCAUAUGUCAUGUUUGAAUGUGGAAGAAAAACCUACACCAAUCAUAUUGAAAGAAAGUUCAAAGAUAUUAAAAACAAAAUGGAAAGGGGAACUUGCUGUGAAAGAGGAAUUUCCAGAAGCUACUAUAAUUCGACCAUCAGUUAUAUAUGGACACAAGGAUAAAUUUAUAAAUCAUUAUAUGGAUCAGAAUAGACUAAACUCAAAUAGAUUACCUCUAUGGGAUAAAGGGGAAAAAACUGAGAAACAACCAGUGUCUAUUCAUGAUGUAAUUUCAGGUAUUGUAGCGAUCGUAAGAAAUUCUGAUACUGUCGGAAAAACUUACCAAUUUGUUGGACCAAAACGGUAUAAAUUAAACGAGUUAGUUAAAUGGAUGUUUGAUAUAAAAUUGAAAUAUUUCAAAAACAACAUAAAGAUAGUUGACAUGAAAUAUGAUCCAUAUGCUUGGUUAAAAACUUCUCUUAGAGAAUAUAUAUAUGCAGUACAUCCUACAACAGACAUGUUAUGGGAAGUCUUAGAAUGUCAUCACAUCAGUGAUAAGAUAGAUUCUGCUUUACCAACUUUGGAAGAUUUAGGAAUAACACCAAUUGAUUUACAAACUCGAAUAGAAUGGGAAAUUACUCCAUAUAUAGAAAACAAGAUGGAAAUAGAAGAUUUACAAAGAAUAAUCCCACCUACUGUAAAGUCUAUACCAAAAUAAAGUGCUUACAUUUAUAGUUUAUAAAUUAAUUUUGUGAUUUAAAUAAAAAGCGAACAUAAAAAUAUUA